Molecule: messenger RNA, 5165 nt
Organism: Salmo salar (Atlantic salmon)
Lineage: Eukaryota; Metazoa; Chordata; Actinopteri; Salmoniformes; Salmonidae
Gene: mak
Product: male germ cell-associated kinase
Biological process (GO): protein phosphorylation
Molecular function (GO): protein kinase activity; ATP binding
Source: RefSeq, a predicted model, not a curated record
AUAGUCCUACACUGGUGGCCAUCAACAGGUACGUAUAGUCCUACACUGGUGGCCAUCAACAGGUACGUAUAGUCCUACACUGGUGGCCAUCAACAGGUACGUAUAGUCCUACACUGGUGGCCAUCAACAGGUACGUAUAGUCCUACACUGGUGGCCAUCAACAGGUACGUAUAGUCCUACACUGGUGGCCAUCAACAGGUACGUAUAGUCCUACACUGGUGGCCAUCAACAGGUACGUAUAGUCCUACACUGGUGGCCAUCAACAGGUACGUAUAGUCCUACACUGGUGGCCAUCAACAGGUACGUAUAGUCCUACACUGGUGGCCAUCAACAGGUACGUAUAGUCCUACACUGGUGGCCAUCAACAGGUACGUAUAGUCCUACACUGGUGGCCAUCAACAGGUACGUAUAGUCCUACACUGGUGGCCAUCAAGAGGUACGUAUAGUCCUACACUGGUGGCCAUCAACAGGUACGUAUAGUCCUACACUGGUGGCCAUCAACAGGUACGUAUAGUCCUACACUGGUGGCCAUCAAGAGGUACGUAUAGUCCUACACUGGUGGCCAUCAACAGGUACGUAUAGUCCUACACUGGUGGCCAUCAACAGGUACGUAUAGUCCUACACUGGUGGCCAUCAACAGGUACGUAUAGUCCUACACUGGUGGCCAUCAACAGGUACGUAUAGUCCUACACUGGUGGCCAUCAACAGGUACGUAUAGUCCUACACUGGUGGCCAUCAACAGGUACGUAUAGUCCUACACUGGUGGCCAUCAACAGGUACGUAUAGUCCUACACUGGUGGCCAUCAACAGGUACGUAUAGUCCUACACUGGUGGCCAUCAACAGGUACGUAUAGUCCUACACUGGUGGCCAUCAACAGGUACGUAUAGUCCUACACUGGUGGCCAUCAACAGGUACGUAUAGUCCUACACUGGUGGCCAUCAACAGGUACGUAUAGUCCUACACUGGUGGCCAUCAACAGGUACGUAUAGUCCUACACUGGUGGCCAUCAACAGGUACGUGCGUAUAGUACUAAUAAACUAGUCAAGGGUCUGGGUGGUUUGUUUGUUUACUCACAUGGGUUUGUUCUGAGAGGCUAAGGCGUCAGUAUGCUUCAGUUUGGCUUCGGCUAGGCGAAACCGAACGAGUGUGCUCACAUAAUCCCUUAAAAGACUUUCGCUUGAAAAACAAGAAAAAAGCAGCAAUAGUACUGUUGGUCAAUUUUGAGACGCCAUAGCCAGUAUACACUUCCUCAAAAUAGUCCGAAUUAAUCUAAUAUAACUCAAGAAAUCUGUCAUUAAUUUUGGUGUUUUUGCAUAAGAGAUCUUAGUCGCGUAAUUUUACAUUAAGAUCUUUGGUGCAGUAUUUCUCAAUUAAAAAAUGUGCAUGAAAACGAGUAGUCUCUUCUUGAAAGACUUUAUUGAAGAAUCCUUACUGUUGACCUAUCACUGACGAAGGGGCGUCGACUUCGGCUACCGACUUCGGCUUGCCUCAAGAAAAAUGUUGUGUGCCCGAACAGCUGAAAAAACCCUUACCGAUGUCCAAAACUAACAAAAACAUCACAAAAUGUCAUCAUAAUAUAUGCACAAACUCUUCCGUACUGUUUCGGGAGGGAAGCAUGCAGACGCCUUAAGUGUUCUCACAAGCGGCCAUUUUGAAGCACAUAAGUGCACUACCAUCCUAAAAUACACCUUCAUGAGUCAUGAUGACUGAAACACCUUCAUGCCUGGCAAAACGUAGUAACAAGGAAGUGUAUAUUCAGCCGACAGAAAGGGAAGGGUUAAGCAUAGGGAUCGAUAUUGGUUAAGUUCAGGAUUAAUGUUAGGCUUAAGGUUAGGUUUAAGGUAACCACAUUCUGGAACCAUACACAAUUCUCUGGCUGUAUAAUGCCUAACUACAAACAAAUCCGGCUGAAGUCUCACUUUAGGUUUCCCCAUGACUAAGGCAAGCCAGCUUACAACUCUGCCUUUCAUCAUGGAGGGUAGGUUGAAUAAUGGAUACGGAGGGGGGGGUGAACGCUUCGUUACCAUGCAAAGUGAUAGCCAUGGUGACGGUGAAAGGAGUGAAAGUAGUCUGCAGUGUUGUGUUGCCGCCGGAGAGAGGCAUUGGCGGAUGCACGGGAGGAGGAGUGUGAUAUCUGCAGGUCCCAGUGUCCAGUUACAUAAUAUCAGAUGGGAGUGUCAGAAUAAAGGUCCUCGACGGAUUAGGUUGUACUAGAGUGUCAGUUAUACCAGGUGGUGGACCUACUAUCUACCAAGCAUAGCAACAUGUAUUAGCUGACACGUAAUGGACACCUCCAAUGUUAAUUGGGAAUAAGAAUGAAGAGGAAGUUUUAUUCGUGGGAAGAGUGCAUGAAUCUGAGAGAAGUAAAGUCCCUGAAGAAGCUGAAUCAUGCCAACGUGGUGAAGUUAAAGGAAGUCAUCAGAGAAAACGACCACCUGUACUUUGUCUUUGAAUACAUGAAAGAAAAUCUCUAUCAGCUCAUGAAGGACAGGGAAAAUAAGAUGUUCACUGAGAAUGAAAUUAGGAACAUCAUGUUCCAAGUGCUGUCUGGUAUGGCGUUUGUGCACAAGCAUGGAUUCUUCCACCGGGAUAUGAAACCUGAAAACCUGCUCUGCAUGGGCCCAGAGCUAGUCAAGAUAGCCGACUUUGGAUUGGCCAGAGAGAUCCGCUCCCGCCCCCCAUAUACGGACUACGUGUCCACAAGAUGGUAUCGUGCCCCAGAGGUGCUGCUCAGGUCGUCCAUCUACAGCUCUCCCAUAGACAUGUGGGCAGUGGGCUGCAUCAUGGCUGAGCUCUACACACUUAGGCCUCUGUUCCCCGGGAACAGCGAGGUGGACGAGAUCUUCAAGAUCUGCCAGGUUCUGGGGACAGUCAAGAAGUCUGACUGGCCGGAAGGAUACCAGCUUGCCUCAGCCAUGAACUUCCGCUUCCCUCAGUGUGUGCCCACCCACCUGAAGACCCUCAUCCCCAACGCCAGCACAGAGGCCAUCGCCCUGAUGAAGGACCUGCUCAUGUGGGACCCUAAGAAAAGACCCACGGCCGUGCAGGCUCUGCGGUACCCUUACUUCCAGGUGGGUCAGGUGUUGGGGCCUCGGCCCGGGAGUGAGAUACGCAAGGCCACGGUGAGGACUCAAUCCCGAGGCUCAUCAGAGCCCAAAGGUGAGCUGCAGUCGUCUUCAGCAGACUCCUCUGCCUGGACGUCUCAGGACAACCACCCCAAAGCUUCCAGCAGACACCACCAGGCCCCCCAACAGCCCCUCCAGCAGACAGACCAUCAGAUUGACCAGACAUCUCCACAUGGCCAAGUCACUAACUCCAACACAAAGCCAUCUGUCGUGGUGGGGACUGGGAGUGAGAACAGUGCAGCGGUGGGUCUGAAGAGCGGGCGGAGGCGCUGGGGCCAGACAGUGGUAAAGGCAACAGAGAGCUGGGAUGAGUCAGAACUUUCUGAGAACUCCGUGUCCCACUCCAAGAAACCCAGCCUGGGCUCAGAGGAGGAGAAGGGCCCCAAGGACCAUAGUAAUCCGCAAUGCAAAGAGCAAAAACCGAUAUACUCCUUCAGCACUGUUACUAAGUUACCAAGCAAUAUUAAGAAGGGCCAAAUGGACUCCAGUCUCCCGGGCUCCUCAGCCAGACAACAUUACCUUAGUCAAUCAAGAUAUCUGCCUGGGUUGAUCGGCAAGAACUCUGUAGACAAGGAGCCCAGUGGGCCGACACUCCGAGAUCUGUGGGACAACUCCACCAAUGUCAACAGUAAACCCCUCGGCCCCAUUGGAGCGGGUUUGUCCGUCACCAGAGUCAACGCAGAAGACACUGAUAACCCUUCUGAUAAAUCUACGGAUAAAUCUGUUCUAAAAGAAAGAAUACCUGAUUCAGCUAAAGGAAACUUUGUCAGUACAAAGUAUAAUCUGUCCGGAGGUUAUGUUCCCUCCUUUCAGAAGAAAGAGGUCGGCUCUGUGGGUCAAAGGAUCCAGCUUGCUCCUCUUGCCGGCCAGCACACAAUUGAUCUUGCUACUCCUGAUAACAAAAAUGUCAAACCAAAACCUUCAAAGACAAAGUCCACCUCCACCAUGCCCAUGAGUGAAAACACUGAAGAUUAUGACGGCUGGAAAAGGAGGGCGGACAAGCCUCAAAUGAAAGGCCAGGACUACUCUGCCCUGGGGAAAACCUCUGGCAACCUUCUGACUAGAGGUCCACCUGUACAGCCAGUCCAUGGGAGGGUAGACUGGGCAUCCAAGUACGGAGGCAAUCGGUAGUGCAUCAAGAGAUGCUAUUAAACCAACUCACAGGUUUAGCCAGUCUUUGCACUGAGAAGGAAAACCUUUUGUAGCUCUGCUCUGAAUUUUACUACCCUCAGUGAAAGUACUCCUGAAAGACCUCCAAUACAUUAUUACAACUAAGUAACACAUGUACUGGGAUGUCCAAGGAGAUAUAUACAUGUUGUUUGUUUUAUACUGGCAUCAUUGGGCGAUGUAUGAAGGCAAGACAUACGCCAGGAGGCCUGAUCCCUGUAACUUCAGAAGAAGACUCGGCGCCAUCUAUCGCAGUGUUUUCCAACUCCAGUCCUUCAGUACCCUCAACAGUACAUACUGUUGUAGCCCCGGACAAAAAUACCUGAUUCAACUUGUCAAGGGCUUAAUGAUCAGUUGACAAGUAGAAUCAGGUGUGCUAGUCUUGGGCCACAACAAAUAUGUUCUUGAGGACCAGAGUUGGGAAACAAUGAUCUACUGUGUGGUCAUUGCUGAUAGACUGGCUGAUAUGGCUGCUCUAAAGUAUCCCUCAAAGAUAACCAUGUCCUGAAGCCCAUUGGGUGUUGUCUGGAUUGAGUCUGAUGCCGAAACAUGACAUUCGUCUUACAAUUGGUUUUAUGAUACGAUUAGAACCAAUAAUGGUGGAUUUUGUAUUUUAGAUUUUUAUAAUGUAGUUAUAUUCUGUUUCUAUUUUUUAACUUUUGUUUACAUUACUCAACUGAAAUGAAAUUCUAUAAGGAAAUGUUUCCUAAAACUUAUUGUAAAGGUUUAUCACUCAUUGUAAUCUCUUGAAUAGCUACUUACUGUAUCAGUGGCUAAAGAAGUGUUGACUUCAGUUAUAUUAUGUAUUAUGACAAUCCACGCUUAAGAUGCAGCUAUUAAACACUGGCCAUUUUUUAAAACCUUUUACACAA